ACUCCUCCUCACAUUUAUUCCUCUUUUAGACCAUGUUCAAUGGAAUAUUUGUAUCUCCUAGCAGGAGUGCUGCUUCAUCUGGAACUUAAACCUCUAGGCCAGCAGAACUUGAGAUCAUGAGAGCAGGAAGAAAAAAAAAAAAAAAACCAUGGGGAGGGGAGUCACUAGGAUUGAUAGAGAGUAGAAUUAUUCCCAUUUCCAUCCCCUUGAUUACUGGACCUGUGGAUCCUAGCUGUGGGAGAAACUAUACCAUAUAUUGGACACUGAUUCAAUGCAUGUGUCAUCUUCUGGAGAACUUGUCCCAGUCAUCCAGGCUGCUGUGGCCUAAUUGGCACUCUCAGUGUAUCUUCAGAAGGCUGUUUCAUCAUUCUCUCAGGCCAGCUGCUUCAGGACGAUGGAGAACGGGAUAAGAUCAGCAGGCAUGGGCCCACUGUUGCUCCUCUAUGGCUGUGAAAUGAGUUCCUUGGUUAGAAGCAAUGCUAUAUGGAACAACAUGGCAGUGAAGAAAGCAUUCUGUCAGUCUACAGAUGAUAGCUUUGGCAGAAGCAGUCCAUGCAGGAAAGGCAAACCCAUAAUCAGAAUAAGUUAUCUAUUCCAGUAUCUAUUCUGUGUUGCGUGAGACAUUCAAUGGAAUGUCAUUUUAGGCUCUCUGGCAGCAGGGAGGGACAGUUUCUGUGAACUGAACCUCGAACCUCCAUUCAGAAGCAUAUUUAUUGAUUGUACACAAAGGUUGUGUUUGGGGUACAACAAGUUCCUCAUACCAAAGCCCCUUCGAUCUAUUCUAUAUGUUCUCUGAAGGAAACCAUCACAGCCUGCAACCUUGGUCCUCAUUGUGUAGUGUUUGCAGUACCCAAUAAUUCAAGACCCUCCAAGUGAGCCUCAAUAGUCCUGUGACUAAAGCCAUGCAAUGGAUGGAGAAGCCUUUCAGAAAAACAAACUCUAUAAAUCAUAGACAGCUAUCAUUGUUCUCUGCUAUGAUUUUUCCAAGUGUUGAUCUCCGCUCUGUUGACUUUGAUCAGCAGCCCUAAAACGGAUUCUCAGGCUGCAGUGUCCUGUCCUCCGUCCUCACUGAGUGGCUCCUGGUCCUUUCCUCUGUGCAGUUUCCUCUAGCAGCUCAACCGACUCUCUUCAUCUUGCUCCGCUCAUCACAGUCCUCAACUUCACAGGGAAAAUGGAGGAGCGUGGAAGGCCCUUUAGGCCUGUUACAUCUGCUGGGAAACAAGACUUGAAACCAAAGAGUUAACUCUAAAGUCCAACAUUAUUGAAAAAUUGCCCUAUGGGGCCAUAAUGGAAAAAGAAGAUUUCUGGCAUUCAGCUUUAGGGUCUGUCUGGGACCCCUCUUGUCGGCUAGAGGGGCAGCAGGAAAGAUAUCUGGGCCAAGUGGCAGUGGCCCAAAAGGAAACCUUUAAUGAGAAGAGGGUAUGUGAUGGUAAUAAAACUGAAAAUUGUUCCAUUGAGGGUUCAAUGCUUAACACAGCACAAGGCAUUCCUUUGCCAAAAAGGCCUCGCAAUUGGAAUUCACGUGGAAAAGAUUCCAAGCAGACUUCCAAGUUAAUGAAAUCUCCAAGAAUGUUUAUAGGGAAGAAAAUAUAUGAAUGUGACGCCUGCAGGAAAACCUUCAGCCAGAGCUCCUCCCUGCUUAAGCACCAGAGGAUCCACACUGGGGAGAAACCCUAUAAAUGCAACGUGUGUGGCAAGCACUUCAUUGAGCGCUCCUCCCUCACCGUCCACCAAAGGACUCAUACCGGAGAAAAACCCUACACAUGUGAUGACUGUGGGAAAGCCUUCAGUCAGAGCAUGAACCUCACUGUGCAUCGAAGAACGCACACUGGAGAGAAACCCUAUCAGUGCAAAGAGUGUGGAAAAGCUUUUCGUAAGAAUUCAUCCCUGGUCCAACAUGAAAGGAUUCAUACCGGGGAGAAGCCCUACAAAUGUAGCGACUGUGGGAAAGCUUUCACACAGAGCAUGAAUCUGACAGUGCAUCAGAGGACUCACACCGGAGAAAAGCCCUAUGAAUGUAGCGAGUGUGGAAAAGCCUUCAGUCAGAGCAUGCAUCUUAUUGUGCAUCAGAGAAGUCACACCGGGGAAAAACCCUAUGAGUGCAGCGAAUGUGGAAAGGCCUUCAGUAAAAGCUCGACACUCACUCUACACCUGCGAAAUCACACUGGAGAGAAACCCUACAAAUGUAACAAAUGUGGCAAAUCCUUUAGUCAAAGCACAUACCUUAUAGAACAUCAGAGACUUCACUCUGGAGUGAAACCUUUCGAAUGUAACCAGUGUGGGAAAGCUUUUAGUAAGAAUUCUUCUCUUACUCAGCACCGGAGAAUUCACACUGGUGAGAAGCCUUACGAGUGCAUGGUGUGUGGAAAGCAUUUCACGGGGAGGUCAUCCCUAACUGUCCAUCAGGUGAUACACACUGGAGAGAAACCGUACGAGUGCACUGAAUGCGGGAAGGCCUUCAGCCAAAGCGCCUACCUUAUUGAACAUCAAAGAAUCCACACUGGUGAAAAACCCUAUGAAUGUGACCAGUGUGGGAAAGCGUUCAUUAAGAAUUCAUCCCUCAUAGUGCACCAGAGGAUCCACACAGGAGAGAAGCCCUAUCAGUGUAAUGAAUGUGGGAAGGCCUUCAGUAGGAGUACAAACCUUACAAGACAUCAGAGGACUCAUACAUGAGAGUUGUCACUGGCACCUUCAUCUUGAGUAAUUCUUUAAUAAUAAUCAUGUCAUAUCAAUGUAGAUGCUUAAUAACCAUAACUAAGGUGGGAACCUUUUAGUUGAAGUACAGCAUAGCAUACCAGAGUAACCAUAUGAAAGCUAUGAACACUUUCAUUCAGAUGGUGAAGUCUUGUAUCUAAUACACAAAUGAGGAAGACUUCAGCUGAAAAUAAGCUCUAGCGUGUCAUACUGGGAAUUCUGAUUUGGGCCUCACAGAGUUUUCACACUGGAUAGAAAAUGUGGUAGUACUUAACUGGACAGCCCAAAAGUCUGGCAUAUAGUUCUAACCCCCAUUAACUUAAAUAAGUCACCCACUUUCAUCCGGUUACAGUGUCCUUAUGUGGUAAAUGAGAGAGUUGGAAUUUAGAAGGCCUGUGGGAUCUCUUAGAUAAAAUGUCCAAAAGCAAGAUGCAGGGAAGUUUUUGUGGUUGGUUUUUUUGUUUGUUUGUUUUUGCCCUCCCCCCCCCCCCCGUUUUUAUUUCACAUAGUGGUUUUAUUUCAUAUGGUGGUUUUUCUGGAAUGUUCCUCUACCUCUAACUCCUAUUGUCCUUCAAGUUUUUCCCUUUCCCUGAAUUGAUUUAUCUCCUAAAAUGUAGGCUAGUUGCUAUUGGGUGGCAGAUAAACUGUGCAUAUUUUAAUGCCACAGCAUGCUGUUUUGAAUUCUCAACUAAUAGUCAUUAAACUGUUGUUGAAUAAGCUGAUUGUAUUUAUAUGAAAAUGUGACUUAAAUAUAAUCUUUAAAAACUUAAGUAUCAAUGCAUAUCUUUGUGUCUUACUAGACUGUCAUGGAAAUUCAAAGACAUGUGGGUUGAAUACUAAUGGUGCUGGACAGUUUUAUGUCAGCUCAACAUAAGCUAAAGUCAUCUAAGAGGAGGGAACCUCAAUUAAUUCCUCCAUAAAAUCGGGCUGUAGGCAAGCUUGUAGGGCAUUUUCCUAAUUAGUGAUUGAUGGGGUAGGACCUAGCCAUUGUGGGUGGUACCAUCCCUGGGCUGAUAGUGCUGGGUUCUGUAAGAAACCAGGCUCAGCAAGCCAGCAGGCAGUACUUCUCCAUGGCCUCGGCAUCCCUCCUGCCUCCAGGUUCCUGCCCAGUUUGAGUUUCUGUCCUGACUUUCUUCAAUAAUGAACAGUGAUACGGAAGUGUAAACCAAAUAAACUCU
Molecule: messenger RNA, 3872 nt
Organism: Microtus oregoni (creeping vole)
Lineage: Eukaryota; Metazoa; Chordata; Mammalia; Rodentia; Cricetidae
Gene: Zfp2
Product: ZFP2 zinc finger protein
Exons: 3
Coding region: 1288-2673 (461 amino acids)
Biological process (GO): regulation of transcription by RNA polymerase II
Molecular function (GO): RNA polymerase II cis-regulatory region sequence-specific DNA binding; DNA-binding transcription factor activity
Source: RefSeq, a predicted model, not a curated record